Molecule: messenger RNA, 1083 nt
Organism: Medioppia subpectinata
Lineage: Eukaryota; Metazoa; Arthropoda; Arachnida; Sarcoptiformes; Oppiidae
Source: the annotation of a GenBank genome assembly
AUGUCUCGAUAUCACUUCGAGGUAUUGACGUGUGAGUCGUGUAAGUCGUUUUUUAGAAGAAAUGCACUCAAAAAUGCGCAUAAAUACAAUUGUUUUUUGGGCGGAAAUUGCAAUAUAAGUGUGAAAAGUAGGAAACGAUGCAAAAGCUGUCGUCUGAAUAAGUGUUUAGCCCUCGGAAUGAAAACCAGUUUAAUAUAUUCUGAGAAACGGAAAGAACUUCGAAGACAUGCUGUGGAAGAGAAUCACCGAAAACGGCUAAUGAAAGCCAAUAAGACAUUAAUGGAUACCCAGUCUAACAAUAGCUGUACAUCCGAUACGGUGUUAAACGGGUCCGAAAUUUCAUUUGAAAGUCUAGUGGAAAACACAUUAAAUAGUGAUAUGAUUAGUGAUGAGAGCACACAAUCUUAUGAACAGGAAGUUUACUAUCAAAACAAUACAGAGAGUAAUGAAGUGACGGUUGAUAUAUCUGAACAAUCAGUGAUACCAAUUGCCCGACCGAUCAGUGAUUACAGCAAUACUUUCAAUGAAUUAGAAGGCAAUCGAUUGACUGAAUUGUUGUCUGCCGUAAAACACAUACAAAUACCAACUUUUAAUACCGACUCUACACAUGUUAAGGAUAAGACUGAGCUCUGGACUAUAGUUAUGGCUCAAAACGAGUGGGCGAUUAAACACAUAAUACAAAUGUCUAAAUCAUUGCACGGAUUCACAAACCUCUGCGAAACGGAUCAAUUAAUUUUGAUUAAAUACUCGGCCAUUGAGAUCGAUGUCUUAAGAAUGAUCAUGGCAUUUAAUUUUAGCGAUAGAUGCUUCACUGUUAAUGCUAAUGAAAAGUCCUACGUGUGUCAUAUUGAUAUGUUUAAACUACUGCCAGUGUAUGCCCGAGAGAUCCAUAGGUAUAACAAGUUAUAUCUGGAAAAUAUGGGUCUCGACUGGGAAUCGGAUACUUUGAUCAUUGAUUUGUUGUCGGCAGUACUACUGUUUAAUCCAAACCGACCAAAACUAGUCAAUAAAAACAUGAUAAAACACCAACAGAAUCUAUACGUCUAUUUACUCCAACGGUUAUUUAUCAAGAAGUAUCAAUAA